AUGGAUCCGUGUUUGCCUGCUCUAGAUUUGUUUGUGCUGCUUCCUCCUCCCGAACCGAUGCCGCUUGCCUUCCCUCUAGAUCCGUCGGGCUCAUCCUUUCCAUCUUUACAAUCGUCACUCUCUGCUCUGGUGGCUUCCCUCACCACAUCUCUAGGCUCACGACAACCGCAUCAUUCACCUCUGCUCACCUCCUUCCUCCAUCCUGGAGAUGGGCUCAAAACCGACUUGGCGAGUCUCCGGUGUAUCAUAGCCUUUCAUCCACCCCUCAGGUUCAUCUAUCGGAUAAGACUUCCUCUUGAACCUGCCGUAGCACCGCCAUUAUGCAUUUAUGAUGCAUACAGUGAGGAGUUUUAUUGGGCCGUGCAAUAUAUUUCAAGUGGACCUCGUAGCCCAAACCUUAUUCCCACUUCAAAUCCAUCUCCUAGAUCAAAUCCUUGGAGGGUUUUCUAG
Molecule: messenger RNA, 450 nt
Organism: Arabis nemorensis
Lineage: Eukaryota; Viridiplantae; Streptophyta; Magnoliopsida; Brassicales; Brassicaceae
Source: the annotation of a GenBank genome assembly